GAGAGACAAGAAUAGAGACUGGAUCUCUCUCUGAUCACAGCAUGGCUCAGCAGGACUUCCAGAAGCUCGGAGACAAACUCCUGUCGUACAGAGGAUACGUCUUUCCCAAGGCCAGUGUGUACAGUGUCACGCCACAGUACAUGGACAAUCUGGAGACGUUCCGGAUCAGAGAUGAUGAUGUGUUUGUCGUUACCUUUCCUAAAUCAGGUACGGUUUGGACUCAGUACAUUUUGACACUGCUGUUUGAGGAUGAGUUUCCAGAGUCAGUGGAUCAGAUGCUUUAUAAUCUUAUGCCAUGGCUGGAGUUUCCCCGGAAGGGCCAGGACUAUACCACUCACCGCUCCCCGCGGCUUUUCUGCUCUCACCUCCCUGAACGGCUGAUGCCCCGUGGCCUACGGGACAAAGGAAAGAUCAUUUAUGUGAUGAGGAAUCCCAAAGACAUCAUGGUGUCCUACUUCCACUUCACUCACUUCCUGACAAUUUUAGAGACUUCAGAGACGUACAACGAGAUGAUGGAGAAAUUCUUCAGUGGGCGGAUUGUCGGUGGCUGCUGGUUUGAUCACAUCAGAGGCUGGUACACCAACAAGGACAAAUACAACAUCCUGUUUCUCAGCUAUGAGGAGAUGAUCAGGACGUGUGUGAUGUUUCAGGACCUGAGAGGUGCCGUGGUACAGAUUUGUGGGUUUCUGGGGAAGAAUGUUUCGGAUGAUGUCAUUGACAGAGUGGUGGAGAAAACAAGCUUCAAGAACAUGAAGACAGACACCAGAAUCUUCAUACCUAAUACGAUUAAAGAUGCUGAAAAGGGCACCUUCUUCCGUAAGGGUACAGUGGGAGACUGGAAGAACUCUCUGACCGUGGCACAGAAUGAACACUUUGACCGUGUUUAUCAUGAACGAAUGAAAGACCUGCCGCUUGACUUUGUGUGGGACAUCACUGAUCUACACACAUAACACACUCUGAUCCUGAUUAAUACUGUUAUUAAUACUGCAAAUAAACUCCAUAUACUUUAAAUACCUGUCUGGUGAAUAUAGGCUGUAUGAAGUUUUUUUUUUUUUUUUUUAUUUAGUCCUGUCCAAUUCUUUUUCCCCGAUUUUCUCCCCAAUCUAGUCGUGGCCAAUUACUCCCCGUCACUAGGAGGCUCCCACACACAUCAAGGCUACUACAACCACUCAGUCGGGAGGACGAAAGCU
This is a messenger RNA of Clarias gariepinus (North African catfish), 1190 nucleotides long. RefSeq names its product amine sulfotransferase-like. Gene Ontology annotation, cellular component: cytoplasm. Bases 42 to 950 code for a protein of 302 amino acids. NCBI's taxonomy places the organism in Eukaryota, Metazoa, Chordata, Actinopteri, Siluriformes, Clariidae. The record is from RefSeq and is a predicted model, not a curated record. Gene Ontology annotation, biological process: sulfation. Gene Ontology annotation, molecular function: sulfotransferase activity. The transcript has 6 exons.